AUGUUUAUCAACAUUACGAAAACUAGAACAAUACCGGUUAAUUUGAUUUCAAGUGACAGAGUGGAUGAGGCAUUUGAUAUCUGCUUGGAAGACCUUAAUUCUGGCACCAUAACGGGCAAAGGCAUGGAGCAAUGUUUAAUGAUGGAACUUAAAAGAAUGGCAUUGGAAAGAAAUCAGGAAGAAUUGACUUUCCCCACUAACUUCGAGGAGUAG
Molecule: messenger RNA, 213 nt
Organism: Rodentolepis nana
Lineage: Eukaryota; Metazoa; Platyhelminthes; Cestoda; Cyclophyllidea; Hymenolepididae
Source: the annotation of a GenBank genome assembly